AGCAUGAGUACAGAAAAGAGCCAAAAUAGUAUUGUUUCAAGGAUCAAAGUUUUUGAAUCCCAAGGAACUAAUGAUACCUCAGGAUUAUCAAAAAAGCCAGAAAUUGCCCCUCGUUCAUUCGCCCCAAGAUCUGUUACUACAAAGAAGCCAGUAGUUGCUCCAAAACCAGGGGUGAGCAGAAUUUCAGAAGACUGGGAUGCAUGGACUGAAAGCAAAUCAACACCUUCCAAGGAAUUGCAGCCUCAACCUGAAGUAGCUGGGAGCAGUGUUGGAACCAAACCUGAACUGCCAAAGAAGCCCAAACCUGGCCUUGUUAAAAGUAGCAGUAGUGAUUUUCUUGAUACAAGGAGUGGAUCAGUUGCAGAAAACAGCAAUGGACAAAAGAGAUUUCCUGUUCCUGCUCCAAGGCCUCUCAUUCCUAAAAAGUCCUGUUACACUGAAAAUCCUGCCCUUUCUUUGGCCUCACUGAAACCGAUUGCUGCUCCUCCACACGCUUCUGUAUCUGCCCAAGAAAAGGUUUUAAAGUCUCUGGAGGAAUUGUCCCCUGCAGCCAAUGCCUCAGCACCUGCUUUGCAAAAUAAACAAGAUGUGGAAGGAGAUCUGAUCAGUUUUGAUGAUGACGUUUUGCCCCUGAGUCCAGUUUAUGUAGUUAAAGAUAGCAUCAGUGCUGAAGCAGCAGCAGAUCCAUUUCAGUUCCUCACCAAAAGUGAGCCUGCAAAGGAACAGACAGCUCAACCAUCUUCAGCUCGGAAACCCACUGUGAUCCGAAUCCCAGCUAAACCUGGGAAAUCUUUAAAUGACAUCCCACAUAGCCCUCCACCACUUCCAGCUGAAAAGCCUAUUGGGAACACGUCCAGUAUCACAGUGGGAAAACCCAACAGUGGUGACCUAGUGAAAAAAGGGGCAUUGGAUCUUUCAGAACAGAGUGGAGUGCCUCAGAUAGAACCUGUGCUACCCCCCAGGCCUGUGGAUGGAAAGAUUAUACCUGCUCGACCUCCUCCACCUAAAGGUGUUCCUGGAAGGCCACCUCCACCAAAACUCUCUGCAGCCAAGACCUCCUCCCAGAAGGAUGUUCUUUCACGAUCUAUUUCUGACAUUGCUUCUGAUAAAAAAGCCAGCAAGUUCAAAUUGGGACCCAAGAGAGCAAAAAGUGCAGUCUUUAAAAAUCCAGACCCAGCAUUACCUCCUAGACCUAAACCAGGUCAUCCUCUCUACAAUAAAUACAUGCUACCUGUGCCUCAUGGAGUUGCCAAGGAAGAUUGUCUUCCUAGGAAUGCUGGAGAUGUGUCCUGUAAGCACAGGGACAUUCUGCUUAUGGAGCAGAGCAACAGUAAUUACUUGAAGUGCCAGAAGGGAGAGGAGACUGGUAACGCCCGGUCUCAGAGGAAAAUAAUCACUCCCUUGGCUGAGUAUCUGAGAAAACAACAUUGUGUCCAAAGUCAGGAAGUUACCUUUGGAGUAUGUAACAAAGAACCUCUGACAGUAUCUUCUGUGAUUUAUAACCUACUUGGAUUUAUUUGUUGUUGUCAGGAUUCAAACCACCCUCCAAAAGUUUCUGAGCCAAGUGCACCUCAUGCUGUAGUCCUGCAUGAUUUUCCUGCAGAGCAUGCUGAUGACUUGGACCUUCAUUCUGGAGACAUCGUUUGUCUUUUGGAGAAAAUCGAUGCCGAGUGGUACCGAGGAAAAUGUGGGAAUCGCACAGGGAUAUUUCCUGCCAGCUUUGUUAAAGUAGUUAUUGAUGUUCCAGAAGAAGCCAACAGGAAAAAAAUACCCUCUUCAACUCGGUGUAUGAAAGGCCCAAGAUGUGUAGCACGAUUUGAAUACAUUGGAGAUCAGAAAGAUGAGCUCAGUUUUUCAGAAGGUGAAACUAUUAUCCUGAAAGAAUAUGUAAAUGAAGAGUGGGCCAAAGGAGAGCUCAGAGGCACGUCUGGAAUUUUCCCCUUGAAUUUUGUGGAAGUAAUUGAAGAUCUGCCCGGAACAGGUAUGAAUAUGUUUGCAAAAAUCUUCCAGAACAUGAACAACAGGCGCUCGGUAGAGUGGUGUGAGGCGCUCCAUGAUUUUACAGCAGAAACCAAAGAUGAUUUGUCCUUCAGAAAGGGAGACUACAUCCAAAUCCUGGAACAAGUAGAUUUGGAGUGGUAUAGAGGAAGACUGAAUGGAAAGGAAGGGAUUUUCCCAGCAGUUUUUGUUCAGACCUGCUCAGCCAGGGUAGAGCUGUCACAGUCUGUAGGAGGGAAGAAGAGAAAAGCCAAAGCUCUUUAUGAUUUUCAUGGAGAAAAUGAAGAUGAGCUUUCCUUCAAAGCAGGUGAUAUGAUAACAGAGCUGGAAUCUGUAGAUGAGGACUGGAUGAGUGGAGAGAUACAAGGAAAGUCUGGGAUAUUUCCCAAGAACUUCGUUCAGAUUUUAAAAGCACCAUGA
Molecule: messenger RNA, 2418 nt
Organism: Acanthisitta chloris (rifleman)
Lineage: Eukaryota; Metazoa; Chordata; Aves; Passeriformes; Acanthisittidae
Gene: SH3D19
Product: SH3 domain containing 19
Biological process (GO): protein transport to vacuole involved in ubiquitin-dependent protein catabolic process via the multivesicular body sorting pathway
Cellular component (GO): ESCRT-0 complex
Molecular function (GO): protein binding
Source: RefSeq, a predicted model, not a curated record